AUGGCGGCCUCCUAUCCUCAAAUCGUCCUCUUUGGCGAUUCUAUCUUUCAGGGAGCUAUCGACCUAGUAGACGGCUUCUCCUUCCACGCUGCCCUGCAAUCAAAAGUCAACCGUCGAUAUGAUGUUAUCAACCGCGGGCUCUCAGGCUACAACACAUCAAAUGCCCUGGCCGUCUUACCUCAGGUCUUCUCCCCGCCUGGUCCGGGCGUGCCGAAGAUUGAGUGCCUGUUCAUCCUCCUUGGGGCCAAUGAUGCUUGCGUCCCAUUGCCCACAAACCACCAGCAUGUUCCCCUCGACAAGUACAAGAUCAACUUGAAGCGGAUCAUCACACAUCCUACCAUCACAGCCCACAAGCCCAAGAUUUUCCUCAUCACCCCACCGCCCCUUGACCAGAUCCGUAUCACCGAGCUUGACCUCGCUUCCGGGCACCCUUCGGCGACAAGGCAUGCCAAGAUCAGCGCGUCAUAUUCAGAGGCUGCCAGACAAGUGGCCGCCGAGAACGCCGGUGUUACCCUGGUUGAUCUCUGGAAGGCCAUAAUGGACACUGCCAUCAAGAAGACGCCGUCCUUCAACCCUAACGGCCCACCUCUCGGGUAUCCAGAGGGACAGCGUGGCUAUCUAGAGCACCUCUUGCCAGACGGUCUCCACCUGAGCCCCGAGUCGUACCGCAUCUUCUACGAUCUUGUCAGCUCGUAUAUUGACUCAAACGAUGAGAACAGAGUGCUUCCAGAGUGGAGACAGGCGCCGUGGUUGGAGGAGGAUGGCCAUCUGAAGGGUUGA
Molecule: messenger RNA, 780 nt
Organism: Podospora anserina S mat+
Lineage: Eukaryota; Fungi; Ascomycota; Sordariomycetes; Sordariales; Podosporaceae
Exons: 4
Coding region: 1-780 (259 amino acids)
Source: RefSeq, a predicted model, not a curated record